AUGUGUGGCAUAUUUGCUUGUCAUUGUCACCCUGAUGUGAAGCAGUUCAAGCCGACUGCGUUGCGCAUGGCGAAAGCCUUGCGCCAUCGUGGUCCUGACUGGAGUGGAAACUUCGUUUCCAACAACACAAACUCCGGGGCUCAGCCUCUUGUUAACGAUGAUGAGACAUUGGCGCUGGCAGUCAAUGGCGAGAUAUACAAUCAUCGAAUCAUCAGAAAGGGUCUAAAGACCCCUUACAACUUCAAGACACAUUCUGACUGCGAAGUUGUCAUCCCAUUAUAUAUGGAACAUGGCGUUGAUGCGCCCAAGUUCCUUGACGGUAUGUUCUCCUGGGUGCUCUUCGACAAGAAGGAGGACCGAGUAGUAGCUGCCAGAGACCCGAUCGGAAUCACAAGUUUCUAUCAGGGAUGGUCUUCAAAGACCCCCGGUGCGGUUUACUUUGCUUCUGAGCUCAAGUCUCUCCACCCUGUCUGUGAUAAGAUCAUAUCCUUCCCUCCAGGCCAUGUCUAUGACUCCAAGACAGAUACCAUGACCCGGUACUUCCAGCCCAAGUGGUGGGACCCAACCAACGUUCCAUCGGCUCCCGUAGACUACAAGUUGAUCCGUGAGGGCCUCGAGAAGGCCGUGAGGAAACGGCUGAUGGCCGAAGUCCCGUAUGGAGUAUUGCUCUCUGGCGGCCUUGAUUCUAGCUUGGUCGCUUCGAUCGCCCAGCGCGAGACGCUGAGGAUGCAGGCCGCGCAAAAGGAGCAGCAGAAGAGCGCAGCAAACGGCACGGGAGCUGACGCCGGCUUGGUUGGAAUCGACGACACCAACGAGAUCUCCACCGUCACCACCCUCCCGCAAUUGAACUCCUUCUCCAUCGGUCUUCCCAACGCCCCAGACACCAAGGCCGCCAUCGAGGUCGCCGAGUUCCUCGGAACCAAGCACCACGCCCUCACCUUCACCAUCGAAGACGGCCUCAACGCUCUGUCCGAUGUCAUCUACCAUCUCGAGUCAUACGACGUGACCACCAUCCGUGCCUCGACACCCAUGUACCUCCUCAGCAGGAAGAUCAAGGGUCUAGGCGUGAAGAUGGUGCUCAGCGGAGAAGGCAGUGACGAGAUCUUCGGUGGGUACCUGUACUUCCAUGCCGCCCCCGACAAGGCCGCCUUCCACACCGAGACCGUCCGACGAGUCAAGAACCUCCAUCUCGCAGACUGUCUGCGCGCAAACAAAUCCACCUCUGCAUGGGGUGUCGAAGCCCGCGUUCCCUUCCUGGACAAGCAGUUCCUCGAGGAUGCCAUGGGCAUUGACCCUGCCGAGAAGAUGAUCAACAAGGAGAGGACCGAGAAGUAUAUCCUGCGCAAGGCAUUCGAUACCACCGAUGAGCCAGACACGAAGCCAUAUCUUCCCGAGAAGUACCUGUGGCGCCAGAAGGAGCAGUUCAGCGACGGGGUCGGGUACGGCUGGAUCGAUGCGCUCAAGGACAACGCCGAGCUCCAUGUCACCGACGAGAUGAUGAAGAACCCCAAGCCAGAAUGGGGAGACGACAUCCCUGACUCCAAGGAGGCAUACUGGUACCGCAUGAUGUUCGACGAGCACUUCCCUCCAUACUGUGCAUCCACCGUCAUGAGGUGGACUCCCACAUGGUCCAAACAGACUGACCCCAGCGGACGGGCCAUCUCUACCCACGUUGCCAAGUAUGAGUGA
Messenger RNA from Microsporum canis CBS 113480, 1689 nucleotides. Its product is annotated as asparagine synthetase 1. The record is from RefSeq and is a predicted model, not a curated record. Gene Ontology annotation, cellular component: cytosol. Gene Ontology annotation, molecular function: asparagine synthase (glutamine-hydrolyzing) activity. Lineage: Eukaryota; Fungi; Ascomycota; Eurotiomycetes; Onygenales; Arthrodermataceae. The transcript has 7 exons. Bases 1 to 1689 code for a protein of 562 amino acids.